AUAAGUCGUCUAUGCUAUUUUGCAAAACGUAUAAAAUUAUGUUUGACGACAAAAGAACCAGUUGAGAAAAACAAAUUACAAUUUCUUUUUGAAAAAUGCGUGAUAUAUACUUAAGAAAUUCUUAACUCAAUAAGUUUAUAAUAUUAAAAAACAAAAUUUUUUUAAUCUAACAACUAUGUUUCCUAUUGGGGAAUUAUCUUUUACAUUAAUGGAGUAUUUGGGAAUUUGGCGACCAAUAUCCUUUACAUCAAAAUGGUCCAUCUUUAUUUAUAAUGUUUAUAGCAUUUUUAUAAUAAUUAUAAUGUACUUUCACACAAGUACAUUUUUUGUAAAUAUGUGUCUAAAUUUUAAUAAUACGGAUUUACUAAUAGAUAAUAUUAUUUAUUUUACUGGUUUAACUACUUUGUGUUUUAAAAUGACUUAUAUUAAAAUUUAUCGUAAUGAUUUUAUCGCUUUUAAAAAUAUGUUUCUAGACACAAAAUGCAUUACACAAAAUAGACACGAAUUGUCGAUACAAUUUAAAUUUUUUAAAAAUGACAGAUUCAAUUCACGAUUUUUUGCGAUUUCAUGCUUUGCUCCUUUACUCCCAUUUAUCAUAGUACCGCUGACGAAUGAACUUUUAAUCUAUAAAACUUGGAUACCGUACGAUAUUAAUUCUAAAUUUCGUUUUUGGAUUACCGGGUUUUUUCAAAGUUUAGCUGCUAGUUUAACAUCAGCAAUAUAUUCGGCCGUUGAAAUUAUUGCUGCAAUUAUGAUGCAUCAAAUAUGCUUACAAUUGGAGAUAUGCAUGUAUCGCCUAAUGAACCUUUCUAAAUUAUUAAAGCAGAAUGAUAAUAAAAAAAUUGACACUUAUCGACAGGAAGCUGAGCUUCUUGAGAACUGUGUUAUGCAUCAUGUUCAUAUUUUUAGACUAAAUAAAAAAUUAAAUGAUCUAUUUGGCUCAAUGGUUUUUAUGCAAUUUUUUGCGUCUACCAUAAGUUUAUGUACAGUAGUUUAUCAAUUAUCAAAACUAAGUAUAAUGAGCUUAAAAUUUUUGACAAUGUUUAUAAUGUUGAGCGCCUUCUUAGUGCAAAUAUUUUUGUACUGUUUUUUUGGAGAGCUAAUGAUAGAAAAGAGUUUAGCCAUUUGUGAUGUAAUUUAUCAUAUAAAAUGGACUACGCUGACUGAAAAAACAAAAAGAAAUUUGAUCAUGAUAAUGAUACGAUCAAGAAGACCUAUUGAGUUAAAUGGAGCAUCAAUGAUUACGAUGUCUGUUAACACUUUUGUCAAGAUCUUGAAAGCCUCAUUCUCCAUUUUCAAUUUAUUACAAUCCACAACGUAGUUUAAAAGAAAUUUUAGAAAAUAAACCAUAAAAAACAUGUGGCGACAAAUUAAAAAUGUAGAAUUUUGUUUCUAAUGUGAAUAUAUUUUAAUAAUAAAGAAAAAACUUCAUUUAUGCUGACAAAUGCGAUUGAU
Messenger RNA from Leptopilina boulardi, 1455 nucleotides. RefSeq names its product odorant receptor 67c-like. Gene Ontology annotation, biological process: detection of chemical stimulus involved in sensory perception of smell; sensory perception of smell. Gene Ontology annotation, cellular component: plasma membrane. Gene Ontology annotation, molecular function: olfactory receptor activity; odorant binding. Bases 176 to 1321 code for a protein of 381 amino acids. Lineage: Eukaryota; Metazoa; Arthropoda; Insecta; Hymenoptera; Figitidae. The record is from RefSeq and is a predicted model, not a curated record. The transcript has 5 exons.